This is a messenger RNA of Leptosia nina, 3051 nucleotides long. Lineage: Eukaryota; Metazoa; Arthropoda; Insecta; Lepidoptera; Pieridae. The record is from the annotation of a GenBank genome assembly.
AUGGGGCGUAAAGCAAAGUUUGAUGAAACAAAAAAAGUGAAGAAAGGUCCAGGCAGGAAAGCUAAAAAGCAGCAAGAUCCAGUAUUUAAGAAAGGAUUACUUGACGACGACAAAGAAGAAAAAAAGUUGAGUCAUCGACAGAAGCAAAGAGCGGCUCGUAGGUUAAAGAAAAAAAAGGAAAUACAAGAAAAACGUAAGGCUUUAAAAGAAGCGAAAAAGAAUCCUACGCAAGAGACCGAACAGACUGAAGAAGCAACAAGUUGCUCAGAAGAUGAGACUCCUAAAGGUUUUACUGAUGAUAAUAAAGAAUGGUUGAAACCUAAGAAAGCAACUAAUAAAGCUAAGGACCCUGAAUCUGACAGCAAUGAAAGUGAUGAUGAGGGGCUAGGGGAAGAUGAAAACGAUGCUUCAAGUGAUAAUGACGAGUCUGAGAAUGAGGAAAAAGAAGUAUCAAAAAAAUCUAAGAAAGAAAAUUAUAAGGUUGGCACUUUGGAUGACCUAUUUCAUGAUACUGAUGAAGAGCAAGAUGAAACUUUAAAUGAUGUAGAAGAUGACGACACAAAAAAACCAUACAAUUCUGACUCAUCUGCUGAAAGUGACGAGAGUGAAAAAGAUGAUGACGAUGAUGAUGACAUGCUCCCAAUAGAAAAAGCAAAUAUUAAACUAAAAAAGAAGCAAAGGCUAGAGAAAAAAUUAGCAGAUGAAGAAAUGCAACUUAAUAUUGCGAAACAGGAUGUUUUCGCUUUUCCCAGUGAAGAAGAACUCCAAAAUCCCACAAGCUUACAAGAUGUUCUUCAGAGAAUAAAGGAUAUAGUUGCAGUGCUAGGUGAUUUUAAUCGGUUAAAAGAGGAGAGUAGGUCACGUUGCGAAUAUACAGACUUACUUUUAAAAGAUCUAUGUCUAUACUACAGCUAUAAUGAAUUUCUAAUGGAGGUAUUGAUGCAAAUAUUCCCUGUACAAGAGCUAGUGGAAUUUCUCGAGGCAAGUGAAGUAUCACGGCCUAUCACGUUAAGGACAAAUAGUCUUAAGACAAGAAGAAGAGAUUUAGCCCAAGCACUGAUAAAUCGAGGAGUUAACUUAGAUCCAGUUGGAAAGUGGAGUAAAGUUGGAUUGGUUGUGUACAGCUCAACUGUGCCAAUCGGUGCUACUCCUGAGUAUUUGGCUGGACAUUACAUCUUGCAAGGUGCCUCUAGUUUCUUGCCUGUCAUGGCCUUGGCACCACAGGAAAAUGAGCGUAUCUUAGAUAUGUGUGCGGCGCCAGGUGGAAAGGCAUCCCAUAUAGCUGCCAUUAUGAAAAAUACUGGUUCACUUUUCGCCAAUGACGCAAACAAAGAAAGGACGAAAGCGAUAGUUGGUAAUUUCCACAGAUUGGGGGUUGUUAAUGCCAUUAUUUGCAAUUAUGAUGGCAGGCAGUUCCCGGAAGUCAUAAAAGGCUUCGAUAGAGUGUUGUUAGAUGCGCCAUGUACAGGAACCGGGGUCAUCGCUAAAGAUCCAAGUGUCAAAACUACAAAAGACCAAAAGGACAUACAAAGAUGUUUCAAUUUGCAAAGGCAGUUAUUGUUAGCUGCAAUUGAUUGUUGUAAUGCUAAAUCAAGUUCGGGUGGUUAUAUCGUAUACUCAACAUGCUCUAUUUUGCCAGAAGAGAAUGAAUGGGUAGUGAACUACGUUUUAAAAAGGCGAAAUGUUAAAUUAGUGCCCACAGGGCUAGAUUUUGGUACUGAAGGCUUUCAGAAGUAUAGACAUCAUAGAUUCCAUCCAUCAUUAAAAUUGACAAGAAGAUUCUAUCCUCACACACAUAAUAUGGAUGGAUUCUUUGUUGCAAAACUCAAGAAGUUCUCAAAUGUUAUUCCUGAGCCAGUUAAAGAUGAAGACGAUGAAGAGGCUGAACAAGAAAAUGAAAAUGGGGAUGGAGAAAAUGAAGUGAAUAAACAAAAUGGUGAUGUUUCUCCAGAAACCAAGAACAAAUUAAAGGCUGGUGCAAAAAGACCUGCUAAGGCAGACAGUAGCCAGCCACAACAGAAGAAACAAAAACCAAAUGGUGCAAGUCCACAGACGCCAUCAGCUGCUAGUAGCUUGACAGCUAAUCAGAAUAAGAAAAAUCAAAAAAAGAAGAAAAACAAAACAGGACAAAAAAGUGAAGUCGUAGAUAAACAAGAUCAUACCAGUGCAAAUAGUACAGAACAGGAAAAAACUAAUGGAGAUAAAAAACAAAAUGAAUUGGACACUACAGAAAUCCAAGGCGAUGUUUCAACACCUAAUAAUAAAGUUACUCUAUCAGCUAGCCAAAAAAGGAGAAAUAGAAAGAAGAAUAAACAAGGACAAAAAGGAGAAAAUAAGGUAAAUAAGAAUGAAAAUGACAGUGCAACUAUCAUAAAACCAGUUACAUCUAAGGAAGUCCCUAACGAGAGUACAUUAGACAGAGAAAAAAAUAAGGGAAAUACAAAUGCUUCAAUUCUUAAUAGCACUGAUAGUGUGGCUGGUAAGAAAAGAAAAAACAAAAAGAAAAAUAAAGAAAGUCUAAUUAUUACUAAAGAAAGCACAAGUGUAAGUGCAGAGCCACAAACUGUACAAGAAGGGGACAAGAACCAAGUAACGCAAACUACAACAGAAGUUAAUUUAAACGAAUUUAACAAAAAUAUCCAAAUAAACACUAGCGGCAAAGGUUCGCCGAGUAAGAAGAAAAAUAAGCAGAGUCAAGUACAAGAAAACACAAAUAAAAUAGAACAGAGUAACAAAGAUGUUUUAAAUAAAGAAUCGCCACAGACGAAAGAUACUAACAAAAUAAAUGGAAGUGAUCAACAGACGAGUAAUGAGUCCUCGUCGAAGAAAAAGAAAAAUAGAAAAAAGAAUAAGAACAAGCAAGCUGGUGCUUUAAGUCAAAUUAAUAAAAACGAAAAUAAAGUUACGGAAACAGUCGAAAUCGCUGCAGCAAAGAAACUUAAAAACAAGAAAAAUAAGCAGAAACAGAUCGGGAAACUUGACAGUAACAAAGGAAUGAAAAAGGGAGUAGAUAAGAAGAACUUCAAAAGAAAUAAACCUAAAGGUAAAUGA